Messenger RNA from Puntigrus tetrazona (Sumatra barb), 1301 nucleotides. It is a transcript of the gene tmem38b, whose product is annotated as transmembrane protein 38B. Gene Ontology annotation, cellular component: membrane. The record is from RefSeq and is a predicted model, not a curated record. Gene Ontology annotation, molecular function: identical protein binding; potassium channel activity. Lineage: Eukaryota; Metazoa; Chordata; Actinopteri; Cypriniformes; Cyprinidae. Bases 174 to 1028 code for a protein of 284 amino acids. The transcript has 6 exons. Gene Ontology annotation, biological process: potassium ion transmembrane transport.
CGGCAGUAAUGGCGGAGGAUCCGGUUACAGCUCUUCGAUCAGCUGCUGAUCAGCUGGACUGAUCCCGCGCCCGGCCAUCCGAACCGAGUCCUCACCCGAACCGAGUCCUCGUCUGAACCGAGUCAUCAGGCGACCGAAGGCGGAUUACAGCGCGUUCGUGACGCGGCGCAAUCAUGGAUGCGUUCGGCUUUCUCAACCUAAACGAGCUCGCUCUGGGGCUGUCAAACCUCUCCAUGUUCCCCUACUUCGACAUGGCGCAUUAUAUCAUAUCAGUGAUGAGCCUGAGAGAGCAGCCAGGAGCGCUGGAGGUCUCUCAGCGCAGUCCGUUCGCGUGUUGGUUCAGUUCGAUGCUGUAUUGUUUCGGUGGAGCCGUUCUCUCAGCGCUGAUGAUGGCGGACGCUCCGGUCGCUCCACUCUCCAACACCACCAACCUGCUGCUCGCCUCGCUCAUGUGGUAUCUGGUGUUUUACUGUCCUCUGGAUGCCGUGUACUCGCUGGCGUCCGUUCUCCCCAUGCGCCUGGUCUUGUCGGCGAUGAAGGAAGUGACCCGUACCUGGAAGGUUAUGGGCGGAGUCACACAAGCAGGAAGGAAGUACGAAGACGGUCUGUUCGUGAUGAUCGCGGUGGGCUGGGCUAAAGGAGCCGGCGGAGGACUUCUCAGCAACUUCGAGCAGCUGGUUCGAGGCGUCUGGAAACCAGAGACCAACGAACUCCUGAAGAUGUCAUACCCAACCAAGGUGACGCUGCUGGGAUCCGUUCUGUUUUCUCUCCAGCAGUGCCGUUUUCUCCCGAUUCAGACACAUCAGCUCAUCUUCAUCUACACGCUCUUCAUCGUCACCAACAAGACGAGGAUGAUGUUGCUGGGCUCGUCGUCGUACCCGUUUUCGUCGGUGGAGUCUCUGCUCUACAAGACUCUGUUUGUUCGACCUUUGACCUUUUCACCUCUGAGCGACUCGACCCCGCUCCGCAGCAAACCCGGCGCGCCGGACCAAAGCAAGCCCAAAGAAGACGCCAAGAAGACGGACUGAGUCCCGACGCUUCAAUCGUAGCGAAGACACUUUUCUACUCGAUUCCUGCUGAUGAUCUUUUAAAACGCACGGAUGCUCUUUUUAUCCCGGUACCUGAUCUGUACAUAUUUGCUUGAUUCACAGAGAACUCUAUUCUUUUCUAUGCUGUAAUGGUGAGGAUAAUAUAUUUUAAUAAUAUUUAUAAUGCAUUUCUGAAUGCGGCGGAAUGCUGAAACCUGUUUUACUGUGAGACCUUUUGAAUGCUGGAAUGAUUGAAUAUAAUAAUUCACUCGC